AUGUCUGCCACUGUUAAAAAACAUACUCCUCAAGAUUUCAUCUUUAAACAAGAAUUAGGCCAUGGCGCCUACUCGACAGUAUACAAGGCCCUCGAUAAGAGAAACCUGAAGAAAGCUUAUGCUAUUAAAGUUUGUUCCAAAAACCAUAUCAUAAAGGAAAAUAAAGUCAAAUAUGUAAAUAUUGAAAAAAAUACGCUGAAUUUAUUAGGUAAGACAAACCAUCCGGGAAUCAUCAAAUUAUAUUAUACAUUCCAUGACAAACAAAACUUGUAUUUCGUAUUGGAUUAUGCUAAAGGUGGAGAGUUACUUUCUCUCUUGCAUAUUCAAACGAAUGGCACAUUCGACGAAUUGUAUUCCAAGCAUUUUAUGGUUCAAAUAAUAGAUACUUUGGAAUAUAUCCAUUCAUGCGGUAUUAUCCAUAGAGAUUUGAAACCAGAGAAUCUUUUGCUUGAUAAAUGGGGGAAACUUAUGAUUACUGAUUUUGGGGCAGCGUCUCCACCGGCAAAUAUGUCUACUUGUUCUUCGUUUGUAGGCACAGCAGAAUACGUUUCGCCUGAAUUGCUAUUAUUCAAUCAAUGUAAAUUUGCUUCAGAUGUUUGGGCAUUAGGCUGCAUUCUUUAUCAAUUUAUUAAUGGUACCCCGCCAUUCAGAGGUGAAAAUGAAUUGAAAACGUUUGAAAAAAUCGUUUCUUUGGAUUAUCCAUGGAAUAAUAAUAAUAAUAACUUACUUCUCCAUCCAAAUAACAACACUGCAAAUUUGACAAACCCUCAAAUCAUAAACCUUACACGUAAAAUCCUAACGUUAAACCCUAAUGAUAGAAUCACCAUCCCCAACAUAAAACUUCAUCCUUGGUUUAAUGAUAUCAAUUGGCAAGAUAAAGAUUCCAUAUGGAGAGGUAUCUGGCAAACUCCAUUGAUCAAUUUACACAAUAGUACCUUCAAUAAUCCUUCCAAUCUCUCAUCACCCUCGACCUCCCCCUUGUCAAGUAAGAUGAAUUCAACAAUCUCGAACAGACAAUUACAUAUAAUAGACACACCAUUACGAAAUAUUCAAAUUACAAAUCAUAAAUCUUCAUCACCUUCGACAUCCCCAAUCAUUUCUGCCAAGAAAAAAUAUAAAAAACCUUUAAAAGUUUCAAACACAACUACAAGUAUUGUAGAAUGGAGAAAGAAAUUGGGUAUCUCAAGUACAAUUGCAAAGUCACCCACACAAGCACCUGCGCAAGCACCUGCGCAAGCACCUGCGCCUCCAUUGCCCAUAAUUAAACAAGAUUAUCUUUUCAUUUAUGAAAUUCCAUACAAUGUAAAUGGUCCUAAGAUGUCAAUCAAUUCUUAUAAUUCCAUUUCUAAUGACUUAAUAGCAAGUCUAGUGUCUAAUUACCCUCAAUUUUUAAAUACAAAGCCUCCUCAAUUAUUAACUUUUUUCAAAGAUGGAAAUUUAUCCUAUAAUAACAACAUUAUAAUAAAUAUCAGUGACCCAAAUCUAUCAAUGUAUGAUUUCCAAUUUAAUGAAAAAAAUUCCACUGGUUAUUUAAUAUUGGAAAAAUAUAAAUCAAAAUUAUGGUUUUUAUCUUUACCAAACAUGCCACUUACAUCAACUUCAUCAAAUAUUAUUAAUAAAGAAACCACUUGGAUUCAAUCGUUUUUCAACCAAAGACAGUUGAUUAGUAAUGGAGAUGGUGAGAAUUCGUUGGUGAAUAAUUUCAAUACUUUAACAUUGAAUAAUAAUAAUAAUAAUAAUACUACUAGUACUAGUACUACUAAUAAUAAUAAUACUAACAAUACUAAUAAUACUAAUAAUACUACUACUACUACUAAUAAUAAUAACACUAAUAACAAUAUUAAUAGUAAUGAUAUUUUGAAAAAGAAGAAAAUUCUCCCGUCUUCUCCAAUUUUAAAUGGAAAAUCUAAACGUGUAACUUCAAAUACAAACUUACAAAAUCAUUUUGAAUUAAAUCAUAAUACAACAUCACACACUACACAUCCUUCACACCCUCCACAUACCACUCACCCACCUCACGCUCCUCACUCUACACAUGCUACACAUAUAAGUCCAAGACCUUCUGUUAAAAAAUAUAAUGUACCAUCAAAUAUGGUCAUUAGUAGUAGUAGAGUGGAAGUAUUAAACUCAAUCCCCAAUAGUCCCCCUUUAAAGGCAACUAUUCAUAAAGCUACUAAAAGUGCAAUCAUAGAUUUGACUUUAAAUGGCCAUGAAACUUUUGAUUUACCGUCUCAUAUAGAUCAUCAUACUCAUAAUCAUAACAAUCAUAAUAAUCAUAAUAAUCAUAAUAAUCAUAAUAAUCAUAAUCAUAAUCAUUCAACUUCAAAUGAUCCUUUAAGUAUGGAUGAAUUAAAUUUAAAUUCAAAUCAAAUUAAUCCUGCAGGUAAAGGUGCAAGAGCUGCAUUUAAAAAUUCACAUCCCAUUUAA
Henningerozyma blattae CBS 6284 is the source of this 2427-nucleotide messenger RNA. RefSeq names its product protein kinase PKH3 (gene PKH3). Bases 1 to 2427 code for a protein of 808 amino acids. NCBI's taxonomy places the organism in Eukaryota, Fungi, Ascomycota, Saccharomycetes, Saccharomycetales, Saccharomycetaceae. Gene Ontology annotation, molecular function: protein serine/threonine kinase activity; ATP binding. The transcript has a single exon. The record is from RefSeq and is a predicted model, not a curated record. Gene Ontology annotation, biological process: intracellular signal transduction; peptidyl-serine phosphorylation.